This is a messenger RNA of Chironomus riparius, 551 nucleotides long. The record is from the annotation of a GenBank genome assembly. Lineage: Eukaryota; Metazoa; Arthropoda; Insecta; Diptera; Chironomidae.
UUAGUAUUUUGUUUCGUGUCCAUUCUUACGUAUGAGUUCAAUUAGACGAUUUUGCAUGGAAUUGACUAAAGUUUCUAAUAUCUGUAUUGAUAAUUCAAGCUCUUUAAUGGAUGAGCAUUUACGACCUCGACUAUAUACUCGACGGGCAAGUAUUCCCCAUAGAUUCUCUAUUGAGUUCAUGUCGGGUGAUCUGCUUGGCCAGUCGAGAACAACGAUAUUUUUGUUACUAAACCAUUCCAUAGUCUUUUUACUUUUAUGAAUUGAAGCAUUAUUUUGGAGAAAAGUGAAGUCACCAUCCAUAAAAUCGUCCGUAAAUGGAAUUAAAACAUCGUCCAUGAGCUGAAUAUAGUUGUCUGAGUUCAUCCGAGUAGUAACUUUUGCAAUCGGGGUCUUAACAUGCAUUGAGAAUGCUGCCUAAACCAUUAAAGAGCCACCACCAAAAUUUCUAGAGUAGUUGAAUUGCUUUUCGUUUUUUAAUCGUCCCAGUAGUUUUGAGAUCCUUCAGGUCCAUCAAGAUUAAAUUUUUUCUCAUCUGAAAAGACCACAUUUGU